Molecule: messenger RNA, 1884 nt
Organism: Raphanus sativus (radish)
Lineage: Eukaryota; Viridiplantae; Streptophyta; Magnoliopsida; Brassicales; Brassicaceae
Product: glutathione S-transferase U1
Exons: 2
Coding region: 66-740 (224 amino acids)
Biological process (GO): glutathione metabolic process
Cellular component (GO): cytoplasm
Molecular function (GO): glutathione transferase activity
Source: RefSeq, a predicted model, not a curated record
UCAGCCAAGUGAACGAAACAUAAACUGAGAAAAAUAAAAAGGAGAAUAACCAGAGGGAUAGAAGAAUGGCAGAAAAGGAGGGAAAAAUAAAGCUUUUGGGGUGUUGGGCAAGUCCUUUCAGUCGUAGGGUCGAGAUGGCUCUCAAACUCAAAGGCAUACCAUACGAAUACUUGGAGGAAGCCUUGCCCAACAAGAGCCCUUUGCUUCUUGAGCUAAACCCGAUUCACAAGAAGGUUCCGGUUCUUGUCCACAACGAUAAAAUAUUACCCGAGUCACAUCUAAUCCUCGAGUACAUCGACCAAACAUGGAGUAACAAUCCAAUUCUACCUCAAGAUCCCUACGAGAAAGCCAUGGCUCGAUUCUGGGCCAAAUUUAUAGAUGAGCAGAUUCUAACUGUAGGAUUCAGGUCUUUAGUAAAAGCAGAGAAGGGGAGAGAGGUUGCUAUUGAAGAGGCUCGAGAAAAGUUUGCCUUUCUUGAGAAGGAAGUCACUGGAAAAGAUUUCUUCGGUGGCAAGACAAUCGGAUUUGUGGACAUGGUCGCAGGAAGUAUAAUCCCGUUUUGUUUGGCUCGGCUUUGGGAAGGUAUGAUAAUAGAUGUGAUUCCAGAGGACGAGUUUCCAGAGCUAAACAGAUGGAUUAAAAAUCUGAAAGAUAUUGAUUGCGUGAGGGAAUGUAUACCUCAUAGAGAGAAACAAAUUGAGCACAUGAUGAAAGUUUCAGAGCGAUACAAAUUGGCCUAGAAGAGAAGAUAACCGUAUUUCUGAACUGUUUACUAUAUAUAUACAUGCUUGCAUGGCUUUGUUUUUUAAAACGUUUGAAAUAAAUGGAGUUGUUUUUUUUUGACUAAGAGAAAAAAAAGUGGAGUUGUUUCUAGUUAGAGGUGUCAAUUGGGCUGUCUAUGUCCAUUUGGGCUGUCCAAAUGGACACACCAGUCCAAAUGGACAUUAUUUGUUUUAAGCCUAGAUUGUACCACACCAAAUUGUCUAGACCAAAUUGGUCCAUUUCAAAUGGGCAUUCCGCAAAACCCAAAUACAAUCUCUAUUUUAACAUCCAAAAAAUUCAUUUUUAACAAAAAAAAACAUAAUUUCAUUGUUUUUAAUUCAAAAGCAUAGAUACGAUUUUGGCGAGAAAACUUGAUUUUACGGUUUUGACGGGAAAACUCGAUUUUACGGUUUUGGCGGGAAAACUCGAUUUUACGAUUUUGAUGGGAAAACUAAAAAUUCGAUUUUAUGAUUUUGGUGAGAAAUCUCAAUUUUAUGGUUUUGGAAAAAAAAACUUGAUUUCACGGUUUUGGUGGGAAAACUCGAUUUUACGAUUUUAGCGGGAAAUAUCAAUUUAACGGUUUUGGCGGAAAAACUCGAUUUUUCGGUUUUGACGGGAAAACUCGAUUUUACGAUUUUGGCGGGAAAACUCGACUUUACGGUUUUGGCGGGAAAACUCGAUUUACAGUUUUGACGGAAAAAUUAGAUUUACAGUUUUGACGGGAAAACUCGAUUUUAAGAUUUUGGCGGGAAAUCUUCAUUUUACGGUUUUGACUGGAAAACUCAACUUACGGUUCUGUCAAGAAAUCUCGAUUUACGGUUAGGAGGGAAAACUUGAUAUUUUCUUCAAAAUAAAAUCCUAUGAUUUUUGUAUCAUUUGGCCGCCCAUGUCCAUUUGGGUUAAGACCAUUGAAUUUGGGUCUAAUUGGUUAAAUCCAAUUGGACAUCUUUAUUUGUUGGUCUAAUUUGGUUUAGUCCAAAUGGGUUUGGACAUGGGUGACCAAUGACAUGAUGUCCAAAUUGACAUCCCUAUUUCUAGUAAAAAAAAAAAAGUGGAGUUGUAGCUCGUACUGGUAGUGGACACUUUUUUUUUGUUUUGGUAGUGGACACUUUUUGUAUGAUA